GGCGAAGGCCCCCGUGCUGCGGGCGGCGCUGACGUGUCGGUGGGAGCGGCGGCGGCCCCGGCGGCACCAUGUCCAAGGUCACCUUUAAAGUGACGCUCACCUCGGACCCCCGGCUGCCUUACAAAGUGUUAAGCGUGCCUGAGAGCACACCUUUCACAGCUGUCCUCAAGUUUGCUGCAGAAGAAUUCAAAGUUCCUGCAGCAACAAGUGCCAUUAUAACAAAUGAUGGUAUAGGAAUAAACCCUGCACAGACAGCAGGAAAUGUGUUUCUAAAGCAUGGUUCAGAUCUACGGCUCAUUCCCAGAGAUCGUGUUGGGAGCUCAUAACAUCUCCUGAAAGCUGGGGAAUAGGUGACAUUGCUGUGCAGCAGAGGUCUAUUUAUUUUGGAACUCAAAAAUGCAACUGAUGAAUUGGACUUUUUUAAAGCAAGCAGAAAUUACUUCCCAGGAUUUGAUUUUUUUCUUUGUAAACGGAGAUAAGGGUUCAUUUUCCUCUUAAAACACAGUAACUCAUGCACUGAUUCUUCCCUGACUAGUAGGACAGGCUGGCUGUAUGUUAUGUUGCUGUAAGAAAGACUUCUCUACAGAUGUUAUUGACACCACAAGAGUAAACACAGCCACCAUCAAUAGAUACUUAAAAUACUGCAUAUUGUUGAGCCUACUUCAUGAAAGGGAAAACUGUGUUAUGAUGUUGCUACAAAGAAAUUAUUCCUACUGUGUGCUGAAAGUUGGGGUUUUUCCUGUAUUUUUUUUCCUAAAGUUAUUUCCAAGUGUAGGGGAACAGCUUUCACCUGGCUCAAUUAUUGAUCUCAAGUAGAGGGAAAAUUUCAGGAGUUUAUUACUCAAAUAAAUAAACAGCUGCCAAAUGUUCCAAAGUAAUUCUAAGAUUUAAUUGCUGCAAGUAUUUGAGAUCAAGGAGAAUACAGAGAUUUUUGUGCUUUAAGACUUCAUUUUGACAUGCUGUGAAGUUAAAUUAAACUCAGUUUCAGAGAAUUUGUGAGACCUAGUCUACUCAUGUGAAGUGCCAUCAGCUGGGAAGGAUUGAAGUGUAAUUGGGAAUGUGUAGACUGGUCAAAUAUGUCAUUCCUUUUUCAGUAAACUAAUGCUGGUUCUUUCCAGAAGUCUUGGUUUUGUUGCUGCCUGUUACAUGGAGAACAGCAUAGAAUUCACUGAAAUAUUUUUGUUCAGAUUAGAAAUUGCCUUGUGUACACUAUCAGUUAUGUAUUUUAAGUAGAGAAGUCUCUGCUUUUCAUAAAGUGGUUGUCUAUGCUGUGAUUUAAUGUAUUUGGCAAAAUUUUACCAUAUUGCAUUUUUUUUUUCUGUUCUGCUGAGUUGAACAGAAAGAACAAUGGAUAUUACAGUGCUUGGUUAAAUGAGUAUUCUCACAAAUACAACUGUCCUGUGCAAUCAUUGUGCUUUAGAGAGGUGUUCAGAUAAUGUGUCAGAUAAUGCAGAAGUACAGAAUGCCCUUCUGAGUGGGUGUCAGCUGAGGAAAUAAAGAAAAACUCCCCAGAAAUCAAUAUUUGCCUAUAAACGGCUUCCAAAUUUAAGAUAAACUGUAAAAUUCUGUAUUUUUCUUUUCUUUAAUAAACAAUUAAAUGAAAAA
Molecule: messenger RNA, 1605 nt
Organism: Pyrgilauda ruficollis (rufous-necked snowfinch)
Lineage: Eukaryota; Metazoa; Chordata; Aves; Passeriformes; Passeridae
Gene: UFM1
Product: ubiquitin fold modifier 1
Exons: 6
Coding region: 69-326 (85 amino acids)
Biological process (GO): protein K69-linked ufmylation
Cellular component (GO): nucleus; cytoplasm
Source: RefSeq, a predicted model, not a curated record